Coffea arabica (coffee) is the source of this 2094-nucleotide messenger RNA. NCBI's taxonomy places the organism in Eukaryota, Viridiplantae, Streptophyta, Magnoliopsida, Gentianales, Rubiaceae. The record is from RefSeq and is a predicted model, not a curated record.
AUGCCCGUGGAGGGGCUGGGUAUGCCGAAGUUCCAUAAUAAAUUGCGGGCGGUAAAAGGCUGUCUGCAAACAUGGAAUGUACAGGUCUUUGGUAAUGUUUUUAACAAAGUGAAGGAGGCUGAGGCUGUUAUGAAACAAAGGGAGGAACAUUUUGACAAGGAGAGGGAUUCAGUUUCCAGAGCAGAACUGGAGGAGGCAAAGGCGGCUUAUGCAAGGAGCUUGGCAGUGGAGUGUGAGUACUGGAGACAAAAGUCGGGCAUCAAAUGGUUGCAGGUUGGGGAUGCUAAUUCGGCAUACUUCCAUUCUCGUUGCCAACGCCGAAGUUAUAAUUUUGUGGCCGUAUUAAAGAGCAAUCUGGAGCAUGGCUGGAGGAUAUACAUGAUAUUAGGCGAUAAUGACAGGUUAGGUGCCUUGCCUGGAAUGGAAGAAUUGAAGGGGGUGGUCUUUGCUUUGGAUGCAGAUAGUGCUCCGGUCCGGAUGGGUUUGGGGCAGGUUUUUACCAGGUGUGCUGGGAUAUUAUUAAAUCUGAUUUAUUGGAGGCGGUACAGGCCUUUUUCCAAGACAGGGUUUGUGCCAGGUCGGGGGAUAACGGACAACAUUCUUCUUACUCAGGAGUUGGUGGUGGAUCUGGAUAGGCGGUUGAGGCACCCAAAUCUUAUGCUAAAAUUGGAUAUGGAAAAGGCGUAUGACAGGGUCGAAUGGCCUUUUCUUUUGUUUAUGCUUCGGAAGUUUGGAUUUGCUGAACAUGUGGGUGACCCGGUUUCUCCUGGCCUUUUUGUGUUAAUUGCGGAGUUUUUAGGCCGUGGGCUGCACCAUCUCCUGGAUAGUCAGCCGCACAGGCGGUUUGUUUCAGCAGGGACAGUAGUCCCCUACCUGGCCUUCGCCGAUGACAUGCUCAUUUUCACAAGAUGUUCAGAGGAGUGCUUGUCUGCGCUCAAGGGUUUUCUUUCGGACUAUCAGAAGAGCAUUAGGACAGAGAGUAAAUGUCACCAAGAGUUCUUUUUUCUUGCCGUCAUGGGCUUCUCCGGGCUAGGAGCAGUGUUGGAUCCUCCCAAGGCUGUGCUCACUAGGCUGGGCGUACUUUGUAAUUCCUUUCUAUGGGACCAGAACGGGGAGAGGCGCAUUCAUUGGUCCUCCUGGGAUAAUUUGUGCUUUCCUGUUGACGAAGGGGGCCUGGGUUUCCGCUCUUUCAGGGACAUGGCGCGAGCUUUCUCCGCUAAAUUGUGGUGGCGGUUCAGGCUGGGAACUUCUGUUUGGGCAGAAUUCAUGCACGCCAAAUAUGUCAACGGUUGUCAUCCAGCGGACGCGGCACCCGUGCGACCUUCGGCGAUUUGGAGGCGUCUUCAGGCGAUACGUCCCAUGGUUGAGCCGAGCAUUAGGUGGUGUUUAGGGGAUGGUUUGGUGGAUUUUUUGAAAGAUCGCUGGGUCCUUCAUGAGCCUUUGGAGAGUGUGGUGGUUCGGCCUGAUCAUCCUCACUUCCUUGUCUCCGAAUUUAUUACGUUGGAUGGGUGGGAUGAAUUGCGUCUUGCCCAAUGGGUCCCGAGUUUUGUCAUCCAGGCUAUCAAGGACACGCCAUUCGACGUAUCUCAGAAAGAUAGGAUGGUUUGGCUACCUUCUCCGACGGGUUGCUUCUCGGUUAAGUCGGCAUGGGAGGUGCUCCGACAAAGAGGCAGUAUUCCUUGGUUGACUCACUGCUAUGGUCUUCGAUGUGGUGCUGUUAUCUGGAGGAGGAAGACCUUUUGCAUGUCUUCUUUAAGGGCCCGGUGGCCUCCGAGGUGUGGCGGAGGAUGUCUGCCCGUUUUGGUUUUCGAUUAUCCAAUUGCUUGGGAACCAGGAGCGUUUCCGCGGCUUCCAUUGGGGAGUGACAGGGUCAUUUGCGAGGUAGACCAUUUCUUGGAGGGGCUUGGGAAGGCUAAUUUGUUUCGUCGGUCGCACUUCAACGGAGAUGUCGAUUGUGACUUACUUCGUUUGGUUACCACGCCGCCGCGGCGGAGGAUCCCUCGGGCGGUUAUGUGGGAAAAGCCGCCUUUUGGUUUGCUUAAAUUGAACUCGGACGCCAGUGUGAAGCAUGGCAGGGCCACGGGUGGGGGCUAG